GAGAGAGAGAGACAGUGAGUACCGCCACCUUUCUUUGGUUCGCCGAGUAGCGUAGGGCGCGAGGCACGCGGCAGGUGGUCCUACGACGCACCAUGAGCAAGCUGUUGGUCAUCGCCGCGCUGGUCGCGCUCCUGGCGCUCAGCGCCGAAAGCUUCCGUGUGCCGAGGGAAGCCGAAGAGGAGCCGGGCCCCCUGGCCUCGAUCACAGACACCGUGAAGUCCUACUUCAACCGCUCCGUUAGCACCGUCAGCAGCUGCGUGGAGAGCAUCAAGGGCCUCAAGCUGGAGGAGAAGGCCCAGAACAUUUAUGACGACACCGUCAAGGCCGUAGGCACCUACGCCGGUAUUGUGCAGGACCAGCUUUACCACAUCUUCUACCCCCAGCAGUAAACGGAAAAGAGAACUGUCGCCGGAACCCGUCUUCCAGUGUCUUAAACAGUAGCAGUCGACCCCGGCGGCAAGAUCUCGGCGUCUCAACCAACAAAACUUUGGCCGUCCCCUUUCUUUUUUUUUUUUAGGCCUGAGGCGAACCACAGCACCGAACCCCACGUUCCUUUGGGGACUGACCGC
This is a messenger RNA of Lampris incognitus (smalleye Pacific opah), 569 nucleotides long. It is a transcript of the gene apoc2, whose product is annotated as apolipoprotein C-II. Bases 93 to 389 code for a protein of 98 amino acids. Lineage: Eukaryota; Metazoa; Chordata; Actinopteri; Lampriformes; Lampridae. Gene Ontology annotation, biological process: lipid metabolic process; lipid transport. The transcript is spliced from 4 exons. Gene Ontology annotation, molecular function: enzyme activator activity. Gene Ontology annotation, cellular component: chylomicron. The record is from RefSeq and is a predicted model, not a curated record.